Molecule: messenger RNA, 1166 nt
Organism: Pelodiscus sinensis (Chinese soft-shelled turtle)
Lineage: Eukaryota; Metazoa; Chordata; Testudines; Trionychidae
Gene: VTI1B
Product: vesicle transport through interaction with t-SNAREs 1B
Biological process (GO): vesicle fusion with Golgi apparatus; macroautophagy; intracellular protein transport
Cellular component (GO): Golgi apparatus; endoplasmic reticulum membrane; SNARE complex
Molecular function (GO): SNARE binding; SNAP receptor activity
Source: RefSeq, a predicted model, not a curated record
UCAGGCGCCAUGUGGGCAACCCCCUGGGCGGGACAGGGCACUGGGAUGGGGAGGCCCCGACUCGCGUCCCGGAAGUGCCUGUGAGGAGAGGGCGAUGAGCCCGGACCCCUAGUAGCAGGCGAGAGGGCCGGGACACGACAGCAGCUGCCGCCAUGGCGGGUCGGGGCUCCGGCUCCUCCGAGCAUUUCGAGCGGCUGCACGAGAUCUUCGGGGGGCUGCACAAGCAGCUGCGAGGCGCCCCGGAGAGACUGCGGGGGAGCGCGGCCGAAGAGAAGAAGAAACUGAUUCGAGAAUAUGAUGAGAAACAAUGGGAGGCAAAUGAAACGCUGCGAGAGAUGGAAGAAGAACUGAAAUAUGCCCCAGUGUCCUUCCGCAACCAAAUGAUGAACAGAAUCCGGGCCUACAAGAGAGACCUUGCCAUGUUCCAGAGAGAGAUGAAAAGCACAGAUUUGGGGUUGUGCCCUGGAAGUCGGGGGGACACAAAAUAUGGAAUCUAUACCACAGAAAAUGAGCAGACAACUCAUUUGCAGUCGCAGAGGGUGUUGCUUCUCCAGGGGACGGACAGCCUGAACCGAGCCACUCAGAGUAUUGACCGUUCACACCGGAUCGCUGCAGAGACAGAUCAGAUAGGUACAGAGAUAAUUGAGGAACUUGGGGACCAGCGAGAGCAAUUGGAACGCACCAAAAGCAGAUUAGUGAACACAAAUGAAAACUUAAGCAAAACCCGUAAGAUUCUACGUUCCAUAUCAAGAAGAGUUAUAACAAACAAGUUGCUGCUGUCUGUCAUCAUCCUCAUAGAAUUAGCCAUCCUAGGAGGCGUGGUCUACUACAAGUUCUUCCGCAAGAGCUGAGCUUGUGUUUGGUCAGAUUGGUCUUCCCAGGUGUCUCAAGGAUUAUGAAGGGACAUAGCUGAGAGAGUGGGUAACUGGCUGUAGAAGUGGAUGUGUCUAUUCCAGUUGAAAGCCCUGUGAUUGAGUUGGUGGGUUCUGACAGCAUUUUUCAACUGAACUACUGGACUGGCUCUAGAAAGACAUGGAGGCUAAAAAGAAAAAUGCAAAGGCUAAGACUGAAGUCAUGUAAGACUGUAACAAGAUAUUCAGUGUUUUUAUUUUGCUAAAUGUACAUCUAAUUGCAUAAAUGAAUACAACUUAUUACAUCAUACAGUA